AUGUCCAUCGUAAUCCAUGACGUUUGUAGUAUAAUGGUACAAUUCCGAACCGAGCUGCCAAAUGCAACUGCACAUAUUACUUUCAGCAGCUGCACACAUUCGCGGCUUUUGCAGCUGCAGCGUGCAGUCGGAAUGUGUCCAAGAGUGGCGGCACAUGCUGCGACUAGACAACCAACACUAGGCGGCGGCCAUUUCUUGUUCCUGACAAACUUAUUUUUCUGGCAAAACACGUCCGUAUACUUUGGCGGGCGCUGCAUUACUGAUCCGCAGCCGCAGCAGCUGCCAUUGGUAGCUCUGUUCUGGAUAGUACCUUUAAAGUACUAUCACGAACCGAGCUGUACCUUAAUAGUGAAAAGCAGUCAGUCCAAAUAG
This is a messenger RNA of Arctia plantaginis, 372 nucleotides long. Lineage: Eukaryota; Metazoa; Arthropoda; Insecta; Lepidoptera; Erebidae. The record is from the annotation of a GenBank genome assembly.